This is a messenger RNA of Carassius carassius (crucian carp), 2185 nucleotides long. RefSeq names its product endosialin-like. The record is from RefSeq and is a predicted model, not a curated record. The transcript is spliced from 3 exons. Gene Ontology annotation, molecular function: calcium ion binding. The coding region runs from base 39 to 1868 and encodes 609 amino acids. Lineage: Eukaryota; Metazoa; Chordata; Actinopteri; Cypriniformes; Cyprinidae.
CGAGGAAUACCUCAGCUUUAGAAAACAAAAAAGCAAAGAUGGGAAACAGGACUGUUGGAAAAUGCUGUGCUGCAUAUCCCUGUCUUUUCUUCGGACUUCUGUAUUUGUAUUGGUAUGAGGGAGUCAUUAGACAAAGCUUGCAGGAGCAAAAUAUCAUGUGCAAUGCUGAGGGAUGCUAUUCUAUUCAUCUCCAGCGCAAUAACUUCUUGGAUUCCUGGAGGAGCUGCAAGGAUAAAGGGGGGAACCUGGCUACCAUUAAAGGACCAGAAGAAGCUUCCAUGAUCCAUGACCUCUUAUCGUCAGGGAUCAGAAGUCAUUCCCGGCCCAAAAUCAGGUUGUGGAUUGGCCUUCAGCGACAGCCUAGGCAGUGCUCGGUCAAGAGCCCUUUGAGGGGCUUCACCUGGAUCACUGGGGAUCAAGAAACACAGUAUACGAACUGGCAACAUGAUGGCUUAGACAGUGCUUGUGCUGCUCAUCGAUGUGUGGUCAUUUCCUACAACACAGCUAAAAAAAGAGGCAACGGCAAGAACAACUUCAAAUGGGUCGAUGGAUCUUGCGUAGUGGACGUGGAAGGUUUCCUGUGCCGCUACACCCACCAUGGGAUGUGCCCAGCUCUUCAGAAAGAAGGAGGGGCCCCUGCAGUCUACACCACCCCAUUUGAACUGACAAGUACUGUUCUUACUCACAUCCCUAUUGGUUUUGUGGCAACUCUUCCUUGUCCCGAUGGUGACAAGGAAGACCAGUCAGUGAUGUGUAUGAUGAGAGAGGACAGAAGUGUUGGAUGGUCAAAGGAUGCACCACUCUGCACUGACACUCCGAUGGACUGGUGCAAACAGGACAAUGGUGGCUGUGAGCACUACUGUGUGAACUCAGAUACCCAUUACUACUGUGAGUGCUCUGAGAAUUAUGUUCUGGAAAAAGACGGAAAAACCUGCAAGCUCGUGGAUCCCUGCUACAGCGUCAACUGCGAGUUUGAGUGCGAGUCCACUCCUCAGGGACAUCGCUGCAAGUGCCCUGAGGGGUACCUCCUGUCUGCUGACAAUCAGAAAUGUGUGGAUGUGGAUGAGUGCUUGCAAAAACCAUGCCAGCAGGAAUGCGUCAAUGCACCUGGUACAUUCGAGUGUAGAUGCAACGAGGGCUUCCUUCCAUCUGAGUUCGGAGAAUGUGUGGAUGUGGAUGAAUGCAUGGAAAAAAAAUGCGUUCAUAUUUGUGAGAACUUGCCUGGUUCCUACAUGUGCCAUUGUCCUGACGGAUUCUCUCCACACAAAGAAGAUCCAGAGAAAUGUGAAGAUAUCGAUGAGUGUAAAAGAGAAAUUUGCGAGCAGGUGUGCAGAAAUUAUAAUGGUGGAUUUGAGUGUCUUUGUAAGGAGGGUUAUAUGCUGCAAGAGGACAAAUACUUAUGUCGGCCAGUCAACGAGAAUAAAUCACUAACAGUUUCCCCAACAGUAGAAUGGCAUCCAACUUACCUGAGCUGGUCGACAGAGAAGACAGAGGAAAGAGAUGUGACCACCCAAACUUCAAACUCACCUUCAUCAAACUUUUUGAUGAUGCACCUAAGGAAGGAAAUAUCAAUAGCAACUGGUGAUAAAGUGGGUGUAAGGUCUUCAGGAAACAAAAGACUCUCAGAGGCUUCAGAUUCUGUCACGCUCACUCCUCCAACAUCACAAAUAUCAGAAUAUACACUGGCAUCAGAAACAAAACAGCCUCCCGAUGACAGGAAGAAACAUGACAAAAGCUGGCUGAUUGUGGCACUGCUGGUAAUGCUAUGUGUUUUUGCAGUGGUCAUAUUAGCGUUAGGCAUUGUUUAUUGCACAAGUUGGGCUGUAGAGACACGGAGACUGUCACCGCUCAACCACCCCCAAGCCUAAAAAAUCGAUCACAGCAAAAUCUCGUGCUUGAGUAAUGUACAGUUAACAUGACUUUAAAAAAAAAAAUAGACUUCCUCAAGCUGUUUUGAUGUGAUCACACUGAUGUCACUUUGGUAUUCUAGGAUCCUGUGGUACAUAAUGGCAAAAUAGUCACUAUGUGCACAAUUUAACAUUCAGAUAUUCUUUUCAGACAAUGGAGAGAAUAUCAAAAAUUAUUGUCCAGUGGAAGUGGAGCAGUAACCACCAGUGUAAAGUGGAACAAUACAAACACAAUUUAGCAUGCAUCCCUUUUUCAAAUAAUACAAUGAAUGAGAAUU